Tetrahymena thermophila SB210 is the source of this 2043-nucleotide messenger RNA. RefSeq names its product AMP-binding enzyme family protein. The transcript has 3 exons. Lineage: Eukaryota; Ciliophora; Oligohymenophorea; Hymenostomatida; Tetrahymenidae. The record is from RefSeq and is a predicted model, not a curated record.
AUGAAUUUAAGAAGAAUUGAUUUAUUUUCCUCUAAAUUUAACUUUAAUGCUGAUGGAAAUUUCAUUCAGAAAGGUACUUAUUUAGGGUCAUUCUAUACUAUAAUUGUAGUUUCUUUGAUUUUAUCUUAUCUAUUUUACAUAUGUGAACAGUAUGCUAAUAACCAAAUUGAACCUGUUUAUAGAUCUCAAAAUAUAAUAAAUAAUUCUACAUAAAAAAUAGACUUAGAAUAAAAUAUCUUUGCAUAUAAAAUUACCAACCGCUUAUUAGAUUCAUAAACAUACCCAGAAUAUGUGUAAUUCUAAGUCUAUGGAAUAUUCUCUAAUGGUACUUCUAUUCUUUAGGUUCGUCUUUCUUCACAGUAAUGCUCUGAUAAUAAUAUAUAAGAUUAUGCAUGUAUAAACUCUUAGUAUAUAGAUGAAAGUAUAUUAUGGGGUAUUGAAGCAUUUAAUUACAUAUUAUCUGAAAUAAACAUUUAAGUAGUAAGCUGCAAUGAUGAUUUUGCUUCAAAUAAUCAUUAAAAUUGUGCAGAUUAAAAAGAUGUUGAUGAUUUUAUGAAUGAUGCUUAUAUUUAACUAAAACUACAAGUUAAAUAAUUUAAUAUACAGUCUAGAUCAAUGGAGUCUACAUUUCAGACAGUAACAAUAUACACUUCUUCAGAUUAAUAUAAAACAACGAAUAUUGAUUUAUAAAACUAGUAAAUUUAAGUAAAAUAGGGUUUAUUCAUUUAAAAUAAAUAAAUUUAUAAUGCUCCUGGUAAAUUUUAGGUUGGUAAUCAAAACCUAAAUAGAUAGUUUGUCAUUUAAAACUUUGGUUCCUCUCCUUAUAGCUUUAUUGUAAUAAAAGUUGAUUAAAUAACUUAAUAAAUCUCAAUUCAGUUCCCAACUAUUCCUUAAAUAUUAGCCUUAGUGAAUAGUGUUGCUAACAUUUUAAUGUUUUUUGGGAUAUUUUUGAGGUAUCUUUCUCAGCUAGAUUUAAAAAAAGAUUUUUUUAUGAUAAUUUUGUAAAAUAUUUAUCAAAGCACAUAUUAAGAUAUUCUGAAAAUCAAUCAAUUAUGUGAACCAAUUGAAAAAUUAAAUGAAGACUAGCAAAAUAGAAUAUAAGAAAAUAUUUUUAAAGGACUAAUAGAUAAAACUUAAUCUUAAAAAUAUGAAAAACAAAAUAUUAAAAAAGAGUGUUUUGAUAAAGAAAAUUAGGAAACAGAACAAGCAAAUAAAGAUGAUUCUAUAUUUAUAGAAAUAGUAGACGUCAAAAAUAAAAUAAAAAAAAUGAGUUUAAAGAAUCAUGGUAAAAAUGAAGAAUCUUAGCUGUCAUAAGAAUGCUAAUAAAGCCAUUACAUAGGACCCAAAUUGAGUUAUUCUAUCAAUAUGCAAGAAAAUUAAAUAUCUUCUCAUGUCUUAAACAUUUCUAAAUAAAAUCAAAAAUAAUUAAACGUUACGGCUGCUGAAAUUGAGUCAUAAAAAAAAAAUUUGUAAGAGUUAAUCUAGGCUGAUUAAUAAACUUUUGUUAAAUUUGAGUACAUUUCAAAAAUUAAUUAAAGUUAAGAAACAUAAAUUGAAAAGUUAAAAAUGGGUAAAGAUAAAACACUAGCUUCUAAGAUAAAAAAAAUUAUUUUUAAUUUUAUGGUAUUCAAUAAGAAGAAAUAUUUGAGUUCUAAAGGUUUAUUGCCUUAACAUUAAAAGAAAAUAUAUAAACAAAUAGACUAAGAUUUGAACAUAUCCCAAUUCUAUUAGGAAAUAAUUUUUUUAAAAAAAGCGAUAAUGAUUCUUCUAACUUAAGAUUAGUUAGCCUCUAUUUAACUAAUUGGAUGCUCCUAGAACUUCUUAAAUUUAAAUAUAGACCAAUCAGAUGCAUAGUCUAUUUUAGAAUCCAGCCAAGGUCUAAAUUAUUAUGAACGCUAACUUGCAAUUACAUAAUCUUAAAAUUUGUAAGGUUAAUAUGUAUAAUAAUUCUUAAAGAGGUGCUCAUCUCAUGAUAAAAGUGAAAAUAUAAAUGAAGUAGAUAAAAGAAUACUCGAGUCUAUCAGCAAAUGUUAUUUAAAUUGA